Diceros bicornis minor is the source of this 7940-nucleotide messenger RNA. RefSeq names its product proline rich and Gla domain 3 (gene PRRG3). Gene Ontology annotation, cellular component: extracellular region. Gene Ontology annotation, molecular function: calcium ion binding. Bases 2460 to 3155 code for a protein of 231 amino acids. The transcript is spliced from 3 exons. Lineage: Eukaryota; Metazoa; Chordata; Mammalia; Perissodactyla; Rhinocerotidae. The record is from RefSeq and is a predicted model, not a curated record.
CAGGCACUUUCAAGGCUGGCAUGAGUGGAAGGGGACCAGGAGGGCCCAGAGUUUGAGUUAGAGCAUAAUUUGGAAGUUCCGUGUCACUGGGUGGGUUGAUGAGUCAUGAGAUCUGGAGAUCACAGAAGCCUUCCUAGCGAUCAGUUCUGAGUGAGGGAAAUAAAAUGGGUUAGGAUUUGAAGAAGUGGUUUGGAGGCCACGUCUUGGGGCACCAGGUGCUCUGAUGGCCGCCAGUCCCCAUGCGAGGGACUUUGGGAGCAAUGUCCCAGAGUGCUGUGAUUCAGAAGCUUCAGCCUGGGGUGGCGUUAAUUAAGGAAGGUCUUUGUGGUGGCCAGUCUUUGCCUUCCUUCCUUUCCAGGCCUUCAGGAUUCAGCUGUGUUCCUGUGGGGAGUGGGUUAAAAAUUCCUCUGGCCUGCAAUCAGCCUUACAGUAGCCACCAGGGGCAGGAGGGACAUAUACAUAUGUGGCUGCAGCAGCCUUCUCUGUCGUGGAGCCCUCACGCUUCCUCACUGUUGCCAUAGUAACGGCCUAUUGAUGGUGUAUUUAUAGGGGAAGAAGCAGGCGCUAAAUUUUGGGGAAGGAGGGGGAGGAAGCCUCAUGGCAGCAGCAGCAGCAAAGGCGGCUACAGAAUUGUUAAUGGAGUGGACCAUUCCUUGUGAGCUAUUGGGAGUUCCUGGCUUGUUUGAAGCUUUAAAAUGAGCUAAUGACUUUUGCAGGUGUCAGGAUAGCACACAUUCGGGGCUGUGAUAUGUGUGGGUGUGCACGCACCAAAGUCGGGUGUGUUUGGGACAGGAGGUGGCUGUAUGUAAGCUGUUACGUAAGUUUUCCACAUCAAAAUUUUAAAAAACCCACUGCAGUUCUCUUUUAUAAGCAACGAAAUAUAUAUUUUUCUCUCUUCACUUAUUAGUAAAGCCUUUACUCAUUCUUUUCAAACCCUCACACAACAGCUCCAUUUUUCUUCAAUCAAAAACCUUGCUGUUAGGCAUGCCACACCCACACCCUUGCCACGUGACUGGCAUUGGCUCCAGGGGAACCUCAGAGAUCCCUAAUGGAAGCAGAAUUGUGAGAUGAGAUUCCAUCCUCACUCUUAUAAAUAUUGAGGGUCAACUUUUCUCACAAUGGCUGGCCCAUCUGUUGACAAAUUCACACGUUGAUAGUUUGGGGUGGGAUUGUCGUGGGGUUUGAAAGAGAAAAUCCCCCUUGACAUGGUGUUUCCAUAGAUGGGUGUUAGAUUUGCUGUUUUUCCUUUAGUUUUAAUUUUAUUUAUGAUUUAUAUCUUACCUGCUUGCCCAAAGGAUUAGAAGAUAUAUAUAAAACUCUGAAAACAUGAAUAAAAAAUUAUGUACCACGUCGCAGGAGACAAGCAUAUGUGCUUAACAGCUGGGCUUCCAGGACGCCUGUGCUUGACGGUCAAUGUUAACGCUGAACUUCCUGGCAGCCUAGGUAAAAAGGGUAGCACAAUGGGUUCCACCAUUCACAUGUCUUGCAUCCAGUCAGUCAUAAAACCAGAGCUUCUGCUAGGGGAGGGGAACAGCAGGGUGAUUGCUCCCAGAUGUGGACAGCUUGGCCAGUGCUCUGGAAUCUGUGCAGGAGUGGGAGUGGGUGUUGGGGAGAGUAGUGUGCUGUGGCUAUGGUUUACAUACUGGCUGGAUAAUUCCUGAGCAGGAGUAAGGCUUUCAGACACUAACUCACAUUUGAGGCAACACUUGCGUCUAGUUAGCAUCUCAGUUUUGAUCACGUCAAUCAAUGUCUUGGUACUCGGCUGCAGUGUUCUUUAAUGCAAAGAGAGGAGACAUGACUGGUUUCAGGAGAUCCUUGCCACCCUGUCGGUGAAGACGAACACAGCAUGUCAUGUGGGUUUGGGCUGUGACUUUGGAGAUGGUUGUUGGUGCCUUGGUAAGCUUCUUAAACAUGUGCUGCCUGUUUUCAAGGAACUUGCCCAGAGGUAUCUGGGAUUUGCCAUUAUGAGGAAAACUAGUCCCCAAACCGGGUCCUGUCUCUGUCACUGUUGAUUUGCUUGACCUCAUCUAAGUUCUUGUCUCUCUGAGGUCCUUUCCAACUCAAAAGUGCAAAGAUUCUUUGAGGGAAGCGAAGAGGGAGGAACCUGGGCCUGUAGAUGUUUUUCUUUUUUCAAGAAAAAAGUCAACCCUUGGGUCUUCUAGACUCUCAGAAUAUGUUCUUGGAGGAAAUAGCUGGAAGGUUUGCUUUGGGCUCUGCUGGGCCUCAGGGAGCUCUGGGAGGAGGGCUUGGGGAAGAGUGGGAAGCAGUAGAACUAUGAGAGGCUGCCCAGAGGGUGAUCUGCCUCCUAAGGUGCUGCUUUGAGCUUUGACCAGGCCAGUGGGCAUGGGGGUCACAUCCCAGGGCCAAGAGGGUGCCCUGUAUGCUUGGGGUGUGAUUUCACUGGGACUCUGCUUUUCUUCUUUGCCAGGCAAGUGAGACGCUGGACCUGAGGGAGCACCAUGGCAGUGUUUCUGGAGGCCAAGAAUGCCCAUUCGGUCCUGAAGCGGUUCCCUCGUGCCAAUGAGUUCCUGGAGGAGCUGCGCCAGGGUACCAUCGAGCGGGAGUGCAUGGAGGAGAUCUGCAGCUACGAGGAGGUCAAGGAGGUGUUUGAGGACAAAGAGAAAACGAUGGAGUUCUGGAAGGGGUACCCGAAUGCAGUCUACUCAGUCCGAGACCCCGCGCAAAGCUCAGAUGCCAUGUAUGUGGUGGUGCCCCUUCUGGGGGUGGCAUUGCUGAUUGUCAUUGCCUUGUUCAUCAUCUGGAGGUGCCAGCUGCAGAAAGCCACUCGUCAUCACCCCUCAUAUGCUCAGAACCGGUACCUAGCCAGUCGUGCUGGGCACAGUCUCCCCCGGGUCAUGGUAUACCGGGGCACUGUGCAUAGCCAAGGGGAGUCCUCUGGGCACCGGGAGGUGGGAUGCAACCCUCAGGUGGUACUAGGGCCCAGUCGGGGGGGCAGAACCACAGUCCGCCUCGAGAGCACCCUCUACCUCCCUGAGCUCUCUCUCUCCAGACUGUCCAGUGCCACCCCUCCCCCAUCCUAUGAGGAGGUGACUGCACCCCAAGAGAGCAGCAGUGAGGAGGCAAGUGUCUCUUACAGUGACCCACCCCCAAAGUAUGAGGAGAUAGUGGCUGCCAACCCUGGCUCAGACAAGUAGUGGGACUUGUGUCCUGUCCAAUGUGAAAGCCUCUUUCAGGGGUCUCCUAUUUUCUUUUUAACUUUUUAAAAACUGUGCCACCACAAAACAGCCUUAGCCUCCUUGUUGCCAAAUAAUUUCCUAACCGUGGAUUUGUAGGAAGUCAGUUGUCAGAGACAGGUGGAGGGGGGGUAGGAAACAUGCAUGCGUCAAAGCCCCCGGGAGAGCCACAGGCUAGAGAGCCCAGCUCUUCCAGAAGCCCCCACACCCCUGCCAUCCUGUCCUCCCAUCAGGGACUGGCAUCUCUGAUGCCAAAGGAAUCACCCCUUUGAGUUGAUUGUGGCCAGAAUGUCUGUAGGCUCGGGCCCUGGGGCCAUGCAGCUGGCUGGAGACCUGUCUGUGUCUGGAAGCCUAGGCCACAGAGAUGAGGGAGAGAAGCUAGCCCUUCAGCACCUUUUUUCCUCGACAGUCUGUGCUUUCCGUUCUUGCUUACAUUUUGAGGACAAAAACAAGAACUGAACAAAAAACAAAAAGAGUAAUAAAAAAUAAAUAAAUAACGAACACAACAAAACACAAAAAUAUACCCUGGGCCAUUCAUAGCAGGCCAAGGGAAAUCAGUCACACAGAUCUGUGAUACCCCCUCCCCAACUCCCACUCCCACACUCCUGAUCAGCUUAAAAGGAAUGUCUCAAGCAGACUGGAAGGAGGACAGGGUGUGUGAAGAAUAGGGAGCAGGGACCUGGCUGGCAGAGUUACCUCCUCCAGAUUGAGUAGGGGGCCCGUGUGAACUUGGGCAUCCUGAAGGGUAGUUCUGGGUCUAGUGUGCUGGGCCUCCCCCAGACCUUGGAUCUCCAGACACAUGUACUGGCAGUGCUAAAACCGCUACCCACUGGCAUGAGCCCAAUCAUAGCCCUGGGAAAACCGACGCUGUUGACCCUGUCCAUGGAGCCUGUGGCCUCUGAAUGGCUGGGGUAAAGGCUGGGGCAGAGAGUUGAAGUUUUCUUCUUGUGACAUCAAUUGGCCCAUAGGAUGAUUAAACCCACAAACUUGGCCUCCUCAGCACUAUGCUCUCUGGCUUUGAAGUUUUAGGAUACUUCUCUUUUUGUGAAUAGGUGCAUUGAGUUUCAGAUGGCUGAUUUUUCUUUAAUGAUGGUGCCCUAUCUGGAGAGAAGAUCCCAAAGUCUCCCUUUUUAGAAGUUUCUUUGUGGGGGAGAUGGGGAAGUCCAUCACCUGGGUCAAAGGCCCAUCUGGUAUUUGCUCUGUCAUUGCCAGGUGGUGGUCUGCUUUUAGUAACGCUUCUCUGUGGCCUGGGAGCUGUCCACCUCCCCAUUUCAGUGAGGCUUCGGACAGCAGUGGGGCAGAGGUGACCCGCCCUUUAGCUGUCAAUUACCAAGUAAAAGACGCUGUCAACACCGCCUCCCCCCACCCCUUCAUCUCCAUCUUCCUGGCCUCAGCGCCAAACCAUGUUUCCUCUGUGGUGCUUCAAAAAAUGUAGCAAAUUUUUGUGGGGCCCAUAAGAGUGCACAGCCAGGGUCUAUUAGCAACCACAGCAGGUUAAAACCCACUGAGAAGACAAGCUUCUUUCUGUCUAAACAGCUCUCCAAGGCAGGCAUCGAGCCUUGUUCUUUGAAUGCAGCCCUGCCUUCAGGCCACAGAUGACUUCUGGAGGCCUCUCCAGUCCUGGGGACUUGCCUCAGGACAUGCUUCAAGUCAAGAGGCUUGUGUUCUUAUCCCAGUGAGGCCACCAGCUUGGACAUCUCAACCCUGUGGGUGGGGUUUUCCAUCCUUCCCCCUACCUCACAGGCCUAUUGGAGGCUGACUGAGCUAAUGCCUGUGCAGUGCUUGAAGCACCAGGGAGCCCGUGCAGUUUGCCGUUAGGAAGAUACUUCUAGAAAGGUGUAAGUUAUAGGGGACCAGUCUUAGUGGAGUCCUUCCUAUGACUCUGAUGUUGAGUCUCAACCUGGGCAGUCAAUCUCCUGCCAGUUGACACUUUCUGUCCCCUUGCCCCUCCCCCGAGAGCUCCCUGAUGCCAGAGGUGCUGACCAUGUGGCAUUCCACCUUUCCUUCCUUCCUCUUUUCCUCCCUCUGGGCCUCUAGCACUGCACUCCUGCCCUUCCUCACAAAGGCAUUUGCAGCCCAGAAGGCCCCUGCUUUUUCCAUGGUGGAGGUUGGGGUCAAUCCUGUUUGGCCAUCUUGGAGGACCUGGGGCAGCCUGCAGAUCUGGGGCCAGCUCCUGCUCUCCCAGCAUUUCCUCAGGCAGGUGCCUGCGUGUGACCUGAGAGCAUGGGGAGAGAUACUUACGCCUAUGUGUCUCCUCCCCACUGAUCGGAUAGCAUGGGCUCCACUGACCAGAGCUAAAGGGAGUAUGCCAAAGAAUGCCUGCUGCCCUUGGCAUCUGUUGAGCCCUUCCCUGCCGAGCUGCUGGAUAGUUUGCAGCUGGGUGAAGAUGGGAGAGAGUGAGAAGCAGAAGCCUGGCCCGGUGGAGGGCAGCACGUGUGCUUCAGGCACUGUGCUCUCGGGUUCAGGUGCUUCGCAGCAUUCUUCAAGGUGGGGUUGCCCCUGUGGUCUCUGGGACAUUUUUCACAGUAUGUUGUAGAAAAAAGACUGUACAGUACACCGUGGUCAUAACUCCUUGCGGUGCACAUUUGGCUUUCACGAAUCCCCUGUACAUAUCUUUUCAAACUCUGUCUUUUAUGGACGUUCAUUUGAUACAAUGCUAAUUCUGCAGUAGCCACAUUUUUGUUGUUUUUGGACUUGUGUGUGUAUGUGUGUGUGUGUACACGUGUGCACGUUGCCUUUUCUCACAUGCUUUUCUGAAACAAUAGCCAGUGUGUGGCUAUAUUUGUACCAGGAGGGUUCCGGUCUGAAGGGAGGAAUGUCACUUCCCAGUGCUGGGGAGCCUGAUGACAGGGCCCUGAGCAAAGAAAGCCGAGAUUAGCUGUCAAAGCCCCCCAAAGUCGCCACCUUCUGCCCCGCUUCAUGAAAGGCUUUGGAAGAAGAUGAAGCAGCUCCAUCCAGUGGGCCUCCUCCCUGUGGGACCCCCCACUCACACGAUCUUUGGGCGUGGUGUCCCCAGCCUGGGCUCCUGUUCUGUGGGCGUUAGCAGCUGAAGGAAAUCUGACUACUCCUGGGUCUUUUUAUUUUUUUUUGGUGGAAAGAUGUGUGACCAUUGACUUUGGGAAUGGUGGGGCUAGUUACUUAGAUAUUUUUCAUUAAAAAAAAAGAAAAGGCUUUAAAAAGUUCCUUGAAAUAUGACUUUCACUUGUUUUCAACCAAAAACUUUUGAAGACUUCUUAAAACAAGAAUCGCAAUCCUGUCCCUCCCCCGCUGCCCCCCAUUGCCUGGGGUUUUAUAAAUGAAAGCACAAGAGAAAGAGUGGAGCGCACAGGUGCCCAGCGUGUGCAGCACCAGCACAGCUGCAUUGCGCCCUGGCUGAUGGAAACACAACACUGAGCAGUCUGACCCGGAGGCCAGGGGCCUCCUCCUCUACUUGCGAAUCCCACUGCCAUUAGUGUGAAUUCCACAGGGUGCUUUGGAAAACAGGAAUCUGCUCGGUUUAUUGGAUGUUGUCCUUUUGGUAGCCCAAAUAUGAGGAAUUCGGGACAGGAGUGUCUUUUUGUUAAGGAGUUGGAGCCAGAUGAUUCCUCUCUGGCUGGGAGUUGAUCUUUUGACAACCAAAUGGCAUCCCACAAGAAGAAUUAAAAAACAACACUGCCUUUAGAUUGUUCUGUUGUCCGAGAGAGAGAUCAUCGGGAGAGACUCUUUUCCCUACGCUCUGUCUUUCUAGGAGCGUGCAUGUGUGCUGUGUCUCAUGUGUGUGCCCUCAAGUUCAAGGCUGAGACGGAGAGCUGGGCAGCAAAGCUGCUGGUCUAGGCUGCUUUACAGCUUGACGAGUAAUGAAGCUCUGUUUCAAGAUUGCGCGAUUGGAUUCGGAAACAAGCACAUCCUCCCCACUGAACUCUAUACUCAUGCUAAUCAGUAUAAUUAGCUAAUUUAAAAGUACUGUGAUCAGACUGCCUGCGACUAUGAUAAAAACCCAUUAAUUUGAAGCCCACUAAUUCAGAACUUGGAGAAAAUAACAACUUAAGAUAAUUCACGGUAUCUGUGAUUCUUGCUUCAUAGAAAUAUUUGAAAUAUUCUUCCCUUUAGUCAAUUUUCAGGGUCAUAUGUGUAAGAGGGAUCUAGUUUAAAAUGAGUACCUUUUUCAAAUACAAGGCUCAAGAUAUUAAGGAUCCCUUCACUGUGCCUUCAGCUUUGGGGUUCAGCAAUUCUCAUAUGUAAGGCUCUUUCUGUACAGGAUGCUCUCUUGUUCUCUCUCCAUUGUGGGGAUGUUGAGUAUUGCAGUUUUUCAUUCUACUCCUUUAUUUACCCUAUGAAUAACAUAGUUUGUGAACUAGACUGCAAUUUAAAGUAAUAUAACUGUGUAUCUUGCUAAAAAUUCUGUAAAGCAGAUGUUUCGCUAUCAGACUGGCCACUCCCAUCAUUCGCCCCAGCUUUUCCUUUCACAGGCUGUGGGUGGUGAGUCUCUCUCUAGCAAGAAUUUUUCAGACAAAGAUAUCCUAACAGCACACCCCCUCGGGCUCAAUGCCUCAACAGUUGUUCCACUGUACUGAGAGCUCUGACCAUUCAACAGCGCCUGCCCUUCUCCCGCCCCCAGCCAGAGCAUUAACACAGAUAUUCAAGAUUGGGACAAAUCCCACAGCUGCUUUUGCCUCCCAAUCUGUCUCCCCUUACAGAUAACCACUUUCCCAGGCCUGAACACACCUGCUAUUCACUCUGUGAUCGUGAAUUUGUGACAGUGGAAGC